AUGCGUAACGCCUUGAACAACCUCGCUGACACCGUCGAGAACCCCGACCACCAGCAGAGAUUCGAAAACGAGAUGGAUUCGUUCUUUGCUCUUUUCAGAAGAUACUUGGCCGACAAGGCUUCCGGCUCUACUUUGGACUGGGAGAAGAUCAAGUCUCCUUCUCCUAAUGAAGUCGUCCAGUACAAUCUGUUGAACGAAAGUGCCGCCACAAACUUGUCCAAGUUGGCAGUGUUGAAGUUGAACGGUGGUUUAGGUACAUCUAUGGGUUGUGUUGGUCCUAAAUCUGUCAUUGAAGUCAGAGACGGUAACACGUUUUUGGACUUGUCCGUUAGACAGAUCGAGCACUUGAACAGAAAGUACGAUGCUGAUGUUCCUUUGUUGUUGAUGAACUCGUUCAACACCGACAACGACACGGCCAAGAUCAUCAAGAAGUACCAGGGCCACAGAAUCAGAGUCAAGACCUUCAACCAGUCGAGAUUCCCCCGUAUCUACAAAGAUUCUCUUUUACCAGUUCCUGACUCGUACGAUGAUGAAUUGGACUCAUGGUACCCUCCUGGCCAUGGUGACUUGUUCGAGUCAUUGGUUCAAUCUGGAGAAUUGGAUGCCCUUUUGGCUCAGGGCAGAGAAAUCUUGUUUGUCUCCAAUGGUGACAACUUGGGUGCCACUGUUGACACCAAGAUCUUGGACCACAUGAUCGAAACUGGUGCCGAGUAUAUCAUGGAGUUGACCAACAAGACCAGAGCCGACGUCAAAGGUGGUACCUUGAUCAACUACGAAGGAUCCGUCAGAUUGUUGGAAAUCGCUCAGGUGCCUAAGGAACACGUAGAAGAGUUCAAGAGCAUCAAGAAGUUUAAGUACUUCAAUACCAACAACUUGUGGAUCAAUUUGAGAGCCAUCAAGAAGUUGGUGGAACACAAUGCCAUCGAGGCCGAAAUCAUUCCUAACCAAAAGACCAUAUCUAAAGGAAACGUAGACAUCAACGUUUUGCAAUUGGAAACCGCUGUCGGUGCUGCCAUCAGACACUUCCAAGGUGCCCAUGGUGUUGUCGUUCCAAGAUCGAGAUUCUUGCCUGUCAAGACCUGUUCUGAUUUGUUGUUGGUCAAGUCUGACUUGUUCUUCUUGGAACACGGUGCAUUGAAGUUAGAUCCUACCAGAGAUGGAUUUGCCAAUCCUUUGAUCAAGUUGGGCUCCCAUUUCAAGAAGGUCAGUGGCUUCCAGCUGAGAGUUCCUCACAUGCCUAAGAUCUUGGAAUUGGACCAUUUGACUAUCACUGGUAACGUCACUUUAGGUAGAGGUGUCACCUUGAAGGGUACUGUUAUCAUUGUCUGUAACGACGGUGACAAGAUCGAUAUUCCUAACGGUUCCAUCUUAGAGAAUGUUGUGGUUACUGGUAACUUGACUAUCUUGGAACAUUAG
Molecule: messenger RNA, 1416 nt
Organism: Scheffersomyces stipitis CBS 6054
Lineage: Eukaryota; Fungi; Ascomycota; Pichiomycetes; Serinales; Debaryomycetaceae
Gene: UGP1
Product: UTP glucose-1-phosphate uridylyltransferase
Exons: 1
Coding region: 1-1416 (471 amino acids)
Biological process (GO): UDP-alpha-D-glucose metabolic process; glycogen metabolic process
Cellular component (GO): cytoplasm
Molecular function (GO): UTP:glucose-1-phosphate uridylyltransferase activity
Source: RefSeq, a predicted model, not a curated record